This is a messenger RNA of Misgurnus anguillicaudatus (oriental weatherfish), 2384 nucleotides long. RefSeq names its product carbohydrate (N-acetylglucosamine 6-O) sulfotransferase 7 (gene chst7). Gene Ontology annotation, biological process: N-acetylglucosamine metabolic process; carbohydrate metabolic process. Gene Ontology annotation, molecular function: chondroitin 6-sulfotransferase activity; N-acetylglucosamine 6-O-sulfotransferase activity. The record is from RefSeq and is a predicted model, not a curated record. NCBI's taxonomy places the organism in Eukaryota, Metazoa, Chordata, Actinopteri, Cypriniformes, Cobitidae. Gene Ontology annotation, cellular component: Golgi membrane.
GGUGUAUGGAAAAAGAUUCCACUCGCCAAACUUUGCUGCGCUGUACGGUCUACAUAGGCGCCUCGUCUGGAGUCGAGCUGUCCGCCGGGAUCCGCGUCCCCGACUCCGCUGAGGCCAUGAAGAGACGGCUUCCGAAAAAAUACAUCAUCUUAAUUUUAGGAUAUUCAGUGGCGCUUCUUUUAAUCCCGUAUGUACUAGAUUACCGAAAUAAAUCGCCUCACGUAAAAGAUGGAUUUCAGCAACAGAAGUGUCCCGAUCUGAAGAGCACCAUCGCCCUGUGGAGCACCAGAGACAAGACUGGCGGCAACUCAACGGAGAUGGAGGACUACGGCAACAGGAGUCAGUCCAGAAUAAACAUAUACCUUCACGCAACCUGGAGGACAGGCUCUUCGUUUUUAGGGGAAUUAUUUAACCAACACCCCGAUGUGUUUUAUUUAUACGAGCCCAUGUGGAACAUGUGGCAGGCUCUCUAUCCAGGAGAUGCGGCAAGUUUACAAGGAGCGGUCAGGGACAUGAUGAACUCCCUCUUCAGAUGCGAUUUCUCCGUGUUAAGACUCUACGCGGGAUCCGCCAACAUAAGCACGUCGUUUAUAUUCGGCUGGAAAACCAACAAGGUCAUUUGUUCCGAGCCUCUGUGCAAAGCGUAUAAAAAGCACGAGAUCGGUUUGAUCCAGGGCGACGUGUGCAGCAAAUGCCAGCCCAGGGAUCUGAAAGAGUUGGAAAGGGAGUGCAAAAAGUACCCGGUGAUGGUCAUCAAAGACGUGAGGGUUUUAGAUCUCGGUGUUUUGGUUCCUCUGAUGCGCGAUCCCGCCAUAAACCUGCAGAUCGUGCAGUUGUUUCGCGACCCGAGAGCUGUGCACAACUCCCGGUUGAAAUCCAAACUGGCCCUGGUGAAGGAAAGCAUACAGGUGCUGAGGAGCAAGAAACAGACCGAUAAAUACAAGCGACUUCUGGUGCCUAGCAACCGUGUCAAUCGCGCCGAAAGCUACGUGUCCAGCGCGAUGGAGUUAAUCUGCGAUAACUGGCUAAACGACAUGCUGCUGGUCGUGAACGCGCCGGUGUGGGUGAGGAGAAACUACAUGCAGCUCAAAUAUGAAGAUCUGGUUCUGAGUCCCGUGGAAGAGCUGAGGAAGCUUUACCGCUUCUCCAAUCUAACCCUCGCUCCGGACAUGGUGAGGUUUGUGAUGAACAUGACCCGAGGACAGGGCUAUUCGUCGGAUAAACCCUUCCUCAUAUCAUCCAGGGAUGCGAGAGAGGCGAUAUAUGCCUGGAGAGAGAGGCUGAAUGUGGAGCAGGUGAACCAGGUUGAAGCUUACUGCAGUGAGGUUAUGAGGCACCUGGGAUAUCGCAAGAGGAGCAUGGACAACACCUAAGAUCAUCAGAGAUCACGAGCCUAAUGUACAGGAAAUGGAGCUUACAUGAAGCUACAGCAGGAGGUACGAUGCACUGAUGGAGCAGAGGAACCACGAGAUUUCACAGCGUUGUUGUUGUGAAACGCAAAGUGGAAGACAGGACGGUUUGACAGUAGACACUUACAAACCUACCAACCAACCUCAAAUGAUACUGACAAGAAUCUAACGAUACACUAACAAUAUCAGAGGGAAAACAUGGUAAACUAAAAUGGAUCAUCGACUGUCCUGACGGCCAGAUUUCAUCAGCAAUAAUCCCUGUCCAAUCCCCAGCAGCCCUAUAAUCGGCCACAGGAGAGAAAGACGCUCGAGUCUUUGUGCACGACUGUGUGUUUUUGAAAACACGCUAGGCCUGGUAAAGAGAGGAACUCUGCACUUUCAAUGGAAAAUUAUUGAGGGGGGAAUGCACAAAACCAACCGUGUUAACGUCAUAGGUGUCCCUAUUUUCAACAUUGUGCGAAACCGGAUGUUAAUAAAAUAAUGAAUGCGUCACCUGCCAAUUCAUGCAAUUUUAUGUAAAGCUCAAAUUCACUCCGUAUCCAGCGAGUUCCCAAAGGAAUUGCAAGCACCUGUGGCUUCACUUUCCUAACAACUCGCCCGACACCUCAGGUGGUGUGAAAUGUCACAGAUCCCCCUGGAGUUCACCAUUGAAUAUUCAGAUUGAAUCUGAACGUGUUGAUCCGCACACAUGUAAACCGGCUAUACAGCAAAGCAUCCCGGAUACUUGAUGGCGUGAACACUAUUGAAGCAGUCCUAUACCUGUUUGAAACUAAAACGGGUGUGAAUGAGCUCAAAAUGACAUGGACAGUAUUAUCAAAAAGUUAUUUUUUGUCGACUAGUGUUCAUCGUUCGAUUUGCUGCACCUUUUAAACGCAUAUUUUUCUCGAAGCCAUGUGAACAUUAACAAGUGAACUCUAUGAACAAUUCUGUUAUUUAUAAAUAAAACCUGUAAAUAAAAUUUUGUAGUAAACACCA